Messenger RNA from Aspergillus caelatus, 441 nucleotides. Its product is annotated as ATP synthase subunit e. The transcript is spliced from 3 exons. The record is from RefSeq and is a predicted model, not a curated record. Gene Ontology annotation, biological process: proton motive force-driven ATP synthesis. Lineage: Eukaryota; Fungi; Ascomycota; Eurotiomycetes; Eurotiales; Aspergillaceae. Bases 112 to 390 code for a protein of 92 amino acids. Gene Ontology annotation, molecular function: proton transmembrane transporter activity.
GCCAGCCAUUGCCAAUUGAUACCCUCCAAACGGUCGCUCGGAAUCCGGCCUUGUUACCCUGCGUUUAUUUGCCCUUUUUUGAAUUCCGCUCCGGAGGCCAGGAUCUUAAAGAUGGCUACCGCACAAGGUGUCAACGUCCUUCGCUACUCGGCUCUCGUAGCCGGUCUCUUCUACGGUGCCUACCACCAAUCCUCGAUCACUGCCAGCGCGAAGCGUGCCGAAGCCGACCGUGAAUACGCCCGUCAGGAGCGCCUGAUCCAGCAGGCCAAGGCCGAAUGGAAGAAGAAGACGGCACCCAAGGACACACAGAACAGCGGAAUCAUCACGGACCCCGAGGACAGCCGGUUCGACCUUGAGGCCUACCUAAAGAUGAAGGCUGGGGAGAACUAGAGGAAUUGGAAGGUACAAAGCGAGAGGACGAGUGACAGCUGUUCUGGUACA